Cimex lectularius (bed bug) is the source of this 1205-nucleotide messenger RNA. RefSeq names its product calcium-binding mitochondrial carrier protein SCaMC-2-A-like. Gene Ontology annotation, biological process: transmembrane transport. The transcript is spliced from 7 exons. Bases 214 to 1104 code for a protein of 296 amino acids. Lineage: Eukaryota; Metazoa; Arthropoda; Insecta; Hemiptera; Cimicidae. Gene Ontology annotation, molecular function: ATP transmembrane transporter activity. The record is from RefSeq and is a predicted model, not a curated record.
GUGGUAUUAAAAUAUGGAAUAGAAAUUUGACUCAAAAUUAAACAGCUGAUAAUGCUGUCAUCCAAAAAUCAACUUCAUAAAAUUGUUAUCUAAAUUGCAGUGUCUUUUAUAUUUUGUGUUUUAAACAGAAAGUGAUAACAUAGAGAAAGCGACACAAAAUACAGGAUGUAGCAAGACAUACAAUGCCCUCCCCACUGGAGAUGACGCUAUGAAAUGACAGAAAAAAAUGAUGAGCUUUUAUCUGAUUGUAGAAGUGAAAAGGAUGACAAAUUGAACAGCAAAUUAGAACGAAUAUGGUACAAUGUAAUAGCUGGUGCAACAGCUGGGUUUGUCUCCCGGACACUUACGGCCCCUUUGGACCGUUUGAAGACAAUGGCUCAAUUCCAGGGGAGAACAAUAAAACUAAGCGAUGGGUUUGCCAUGAUGAUAAAAGAAGGAGGAUACGCCAGCAUGUGGAGGGGCAACGGAGCAAACCUAAUAAAAGUGGUGCCGGAAAUAACGUUAAAGUUUGUAUUUUUUAAUGAGUUGCUAUGUUUAAUGCAAUCAGAUAAAAGACCAACAUUAAAAGAGACCUUAUUUGCCGGUGCCCUGACCGGAACUUUUAUUCAGGUCAUUGUUCACCCUGUAGAGGUCAUAAAAACAAAAUUAGUAUUAAGGCAAUCAUCAGAAUCUCCUCGAGUUCUUGGCCAAAUAAAGAAGGGAUAUAAAACAUACGGCUGGUCCUUUGCAUACUUAGGUUUAGUUCCUGCGAUUUUAGGAAAAAUGUUGUUCACUUCGAUCGAUUUUGCUGUGUAUCAUGCUUGUAAAAGAGUUCUACUAUCUUCUCCCGAAUCUGUUGAUAAAAUGACAAUAACGUUUAGUGGUUUGUGUUCGUCAUCUGUGGCGUUAAUUGGAGCUUAUCCCUUUGGUGUUCUAACUACCCAUAGGCAAGCCUCAGAAAAAGAGAACAUGUUGAAAUAUAUAGAGCUUUUGAAAAUCAGAGGGCCAUUUGGAAUGUAUCGAGGAUUUACAACAGCAUUGUUGAAAAUUGUUCCAUCAUAUGCGAUCGCAUAUGUCUGCUAUGAAAGUGUGUUGGAGAUAUUCCACGAAACAGUAACUACAUAAUUUGUAGGUGAUUUUUCAAAACAGCAAGUGGAAAUUAUUUUUCAGUGAUUAUCGGAACUGUUAGAAUAGUAUGCAAUUUAUAAAUUAACAAUAUGAAAUUA